AAGUACAAACACAUACAGAGCUCCUAUUGUUCGCAGCCCUUCACGAGCCCCACUCAUCCUAAUAUGGAAUUCGGCAGGAAACCCAUGAUUUCCUGACAUAUAGCAAGCUGGGGAAAUAAAGGGGUUGCGUGGAAAUGAAAACCGUCCAUUAAACCCCUCCAGCUUCCCUUCUCCGCUUGGGAAUGCGAUGGCCGGUGGGGUGGGCUUAGCACAAAUCCCAGAUUUUUCAGGCCGGAGCAAGGAAGAGAAGGAGGCACUCUGUUCCUCAGACGGCGUCUAUUUUUAACCAAAGUCUUUCUGCAUCCAAGAUGAAGGUUUCCUGACUCGGGCUCACAACACGCUCGUGCCCCUAUUAUUGUCUUAUUUAUUCUUCCCCCGCGUGGCUUUCUUCUCGGCUUGAGAAAGUUCGGGCUGGGACAAGCGUGGGGAUUCGGCGUGAUGAUUUCACUACUUUGAAAAGAAAAGAAAAGGGGGAGGGAAACGACUACAGAAACUAACUCAGGAAAGAAAGCUUUUUGGGAGCAGGGACCUCGCUGCUUCCAUGUAUGCCUGAGAUUCUGGGGGAAGCGGGCAGGUAGAUAAAAACAAAGAGUCAGGAUGGGCAGCAAAGAGGGAGAACACCUUGACGGCAGCGUGAAGAAGAUGCUUAAAUGUGUGGUCGUCGGGGAUGGAGCCGUGGGCAAGACCUGCCUGCUGAUGAGCUACGCCAACGAUGCUUUUCCGGAAGAGUACGUUCCUACGGUGUUUGACCACUACGCAGUGACUGUGACAGUCGGAGGCAGACAGCAUCUGCUUGGACUUUAUGACACUGCAGGACAGGAGGACUACAACCAGCUCAGGCCUCUCUCUUACCCAAACACGGACGUGUUUUUGAUCUGUUUCUCCGUGGUGAACCCUGCCUCGUACCACAAUGUCCAGGAGGAAUGGGUGCCGGAACUGAAAGUCUGCAUGCCCCAUGUGCCUUAUGUUCUGAUAGGAACACAGAUUGACCUACGAGAUGAUCCAAAAACUUUGACUCGGUUGCUCUACAUGAAGGAGAAGCCCCUGUCUUACGAACACGGCAUCAAACUGGCUAAAGAGAUCGGCGCCCAGUGCUACCUGGAGUGCUCAGCCUUGACUCAGAAAGGCCUGAAGGCCGUCUUUGACGAAGCAAUACUCACCAUAUUCAAUCCCAAGAAGAAGAAGAAACCAUGCUCUGAGUGCAGCAGCUGCUGUCGAGUUGUAUGACGACGACCGGAAUAUUGGAAUGGGGAUGGGCUGGUGUUUGGCCAGAGUCUUCCCAUCCCAUAAUUCCACACCUGCACAAAAGAUCGAAGGACAUGAACCGGGAAGGAGGCAUCUUCAAUGGGAGAUCUUCCCCGUCUGUGAUUCCUCCGAAGUUUGCGCCUUCUCAUAUCUUACCUGCUUUUUUCUAACCGCUACAGAGCUGUAGAUACAAGCAGCUGGUCCAUAUCAUAGUCACUUUUCCUCAGGCAAAGCUAGCUGAUAAAGUAAAGCAGCUGCGGUGUCAGGAUCCGGGGAAAACCGUGAAAAGAUCUCCAAGGAUCCUGCAGCAGAACUGAGAGAAUCUCUAGAUUCAGUAAUUUGUAGCCUUCAGCAACAACGAAUGAAUUGAUUUGAAUAUUCAAUCACGACCGAGCCUCAAAAGCUAAAUCAGGCAGGCAAAUAACUCUUUCAGAGUUGACUGUGGUUAAGAUAUUGAUGCAACAUUAGAGAUCCUGUUUUAAUCUACUUUUUUAUGAAUAUUCCCCGUUUAGAAAAGAGCCUCAUUUCUUUAGGAGGAGGGAAAUGAUGUGGUAUCAAACUGACAUUUACUGUAUUUUGUCUUAUAUAUUGAGCAUUAUCCAACUAGAGAGCCAUCAAAAUGUAUUGUCAUUUUACCCUUGGGCAUCUGGGAUUUUAUUUUAUUUUUUCUAAAUUGAGUACCACACAACCGAAUUUUCUUGCUUGUAAAUGGCUAUAGCCAGAGUCUGGAAAGAGCUGCGUGUAUAUCCUGAAUGCAGAUCUAGUUCCCUCUUCA
This is a messenger RNA of Podarcis muralis (Common wall lizard), 2020 nucleotides long. It is a transcript of the gene RHOJ, whose product is annotated as ras homolog family member J. Gene Ontology annotation, molecular function: GTP binding; GTPase activity. Gene Ontology annotation, biological process: small GTPase-mediated signal transduction. The record is from RefSeq and is a predicted model, not a curated record. NCBI's taxonomy places the organism in Eukaryota, Metazoa, Chordata, Lepidosauria, Squamata, Lacertidae.